Messenger RNA from Vespa crabro (European hornet), 2042 nucleotides. RefSeq lists its product as uncharacterized. Gene Ontology annotation, molecular function: chitin binding. The record is from RefSeq and is a predicted model, not a curated record. NCBI's taxonomy places the organism in Eukaryota, Metazoa, Arthropoda, Insecta, Hymenoptera, Vespidae. The coding region runs from base 704 to 1990 and encodes 428 amino acids. The transcript has 2 exons. Gene Ontology annotation, cellular component: extracellular region.
CAACGAUCAUUAAUCUUUUAACUCGUUAGUAUUAGGUAAUAAUUAAUAAUAAUACAAGAUUUGAUAAUUUUCGUCUUACGUAAGGAGCAUCGAAGAUAAGAUAGUUCUUCUUCUUCUCCUUCUUCUUAUCCAAUCAGAUCAAUUCAAUUACUUGAUCGUAUCUUUCUUUUCUCGCCAAGCCACUUACGAAGUUACUCGUUUGCUUGCAAAGACAAUGAACCGACGUGAAAUUUCCUUCUUCUUCGAGAAACACACACACAGAGAGAGAGAGAGAGAGAGAGAGAGAGAGAGAGAGAGAGAGGGAGAGAGCGAGAGAGAGGGAGAGAGAGAAAGAAAGAGAGAGACUGCAAUGUGCAAUGGCAUUUGCCGGUGGCUCCUUUCACGCAAAACGCUCGCGUUCCAGUCUUGUAUCUUUCUUCGAAGACGUAUCAGGAUCGACAUGGUGAACAAUGGAAAACAACGAUAGGAUGUUAUACGUGAGCUCGUAGAAGACAUAGAGAAAGACAAAGAUAUAAAUAAAAAAGGUGUCCAUGGAGGAGGUUUGAGUGAACAUACUAAGUUCAUCCUCAUCACUUUCACUUUAACUCGUUGUAUCGUCGGCGGAUACUUGUAGAUAGUCUAUACGUUCAACCGGUGAUCUUAUCCGUAUUAUUCAAUAAUACUCAUCUCUCGGAAAUCUCGCGACUCGAUCGUGUUUUUCGGAAUGGAAGUCCGAGUCGAAUCGUGGAUCCUCGGAAUCGUUCUACAUUGCACCGCAUUCAUCGUUCUUGUACAUCCUGAAGAAGUCUUCAAUACGACACCUCCGCCAUUGAGAACAAAUUUCUCAUGUUUCGGUAGAGCAAUGGGAUUCUAUGCGGACAUUGAGGCAGACUGCAAGGUCUAUCAUACGUGCGACGAUCAUGGCAACAAGUUCAGCUAUCGUUGCCCGGAAGAAACAGCCUUCCGACAGGAUGCCUUGAUUUGUGAUCACGCGAGACUCGUCGAUUGUCAUGCUACUACUUACGACGAUAAAAAGUCGCUUCGCGGAAGUAGAAGCGAAGAGGAGAGCUUAGGCUUGAGCGUACCUUCGUUCUUCAAUGUUCCACCGCCGUUGGAUAAUUCGAACGAUCAUCGUUCCUUUUCUAGAUCCUUCCAGGUGAUCCAACCUCCCGAUAAAUCACUGACCGAUAAGGCACAACCCGGCUUUGUUUUCAGUGCCAGUGUUUUCUUGAGAAAUCAGAAAGAUCACGAUUCCCAUAGGAAAUCAAUGAACUCUCAGGAGACUGAAUCUAUUUUAGAUUCAUCUCGAUGCAAUCGCAAUGAAGAGCACAAAACGACAGGGUCCAAUUUGAAAAAUCAGGUCUCACACUUUUCUUCGACUCCUCGCCCAUUUUCUCAUGGUCCUUAUCCCAAAGAAGACUCCUCUUUGUCCAAUCGAUUUUCCAGUUUCACGAGGUCAGAUUUAGGAACGAAGAAUUUACAUGGUCGAACGUUUGUCAAUGUGCCAAUGAUUUCCAGAAAAACUCAGCCACCUCGAAAGGAUCUUUUCCAUACCACUACUACUACUACUACUACCAACGUUUUCUCUUUAAGCACGAAAUUACCAACGAACGAUAUUACUAGGGUCAACUCAAACACUUACAACAAUAGAGAUUAUCCUUAUUUUGAAACGCUCAGAUCGAUCCAGGCCAAUGCUAUGAGCACGACUACGCCAAGAACAACGAUAGCCACCACAGAAAUUCCUGUUCAUGCUCUUACUAUGUCUUUGAAGCCUUUAGUACCCAACGAAUUGGAAUACGAUCCCUAUUAUCCAAGGACACCUGCGUCUACAGAAGCUUAUUACACCGAUAGUCACCUCAGCAAAGAUUCCGAAUCCUUUCGGUUUACGACGCAACCACCUUGGUCGGGUAUCCACUUUGAAAUACCAGCUGUUUUACCUGAUCUUAACACCUUAGAGGAUCUCGUAGAUCGUCGAAAAUUAUUCUAUAUUCCCCGUGUUACCAGACAUUGAUUUUAAAUGUACGUUUUGCAUUCUAAAAAUUAAAUUGUAGAAAAGAGAGAAA